UGUUUUUAGAGAGUUAUAACUCUAUGACUGUUGCCUAUCUGAUGGCACUGGUGCCUGGAGUCAUGACAGCUCGCAGAAACCACCUGACAAGUAGGAUCAUGCUGGCUAUACUCCAGAAAAGUUGAAAAAAAACCCAUUUAAUUUGGGGAUCUAGGGACUUUCUCUGGCUUCGGCAGGUUUUGGACCUCCCCUAUUGAUUUAGUAUAAAUACAGUUCAAAGUAAAAGAGAAACAUAUAAGGUUGCUGAAUAUUCUUCAUAAACUCUCUGCAAAAUGGCAACGGUACAGCUACAAUGGCCAAUGGCCUUACCUGUUAGACUCCACGAUUGCCCCAGAGGAGACCCACCGAUCCCUGUUCCGUACGAUCCAACAUUCCUGAACGCAACUCACGCCUCUCUUCUGGUUGUCCAAGACCAUAAACCGACCCGAUCCUCCCGUUUAACUGUCACCGUGCUCAACGGCUCAGACGGCAAAAGAGUCCCAUUGGUCCUCAAGAGCACAGACACCAUCGGCAAACUUCAGAAGAGGUUCCUACUGAAGCAUCCUGACCUGACGGGAAGCCUGAACCUCGCCUACAAUGGCAAACCCGUCCAGGGGCACCAGAGCCUGGGAGAGCUGGGGGUGAAGAAUGGGACUACCUUCAUCACCUUUCAGAGGUGUCGUGGAGGGUAGAUGUGGAGCAAUAGAUGUGGAGGAGGGCUGUUUCCGUUGAUCUUUCCCUUGGCAUACAAUAUGAACAAUAUCUGUUAAUGAAUUAGUGAUCUAUAAAGCAUAAUUGCAUUAGCCAUAUCAGAUGUUCUUUUUGCACUACACGGUAGAUUCUUUAUUGAUUAAAAUACCAACCAAAGCGAUGCUGUAGCCUAUUGAGGGAGUAUGCACAAUGAAUAAUAUCAAUGCAUCUCUGUCCUUUCUUUAUUUUAAACUAACUAUCCAGUAUUUCCAAACUUUUAUGAAAUACGAUCUAUCAUUACAUACAAUAUGAGUGAAAUUGUUUUCCUUCCAGAAAAUGGUAAUUAAAUAUGUUAAAAAGCAGAUUUUCUGUGUUGGAAUGGUGUGGGCGUACACCAACAGAAUGGUGUUGGCGUAUACCGUUCACAAAAAAUAGGAAUGGGAGUAGACCACUGAUUGGCCAGAUUAUCCUCCUCAGGUUGAUAACAUCCUUUCUACAGUAUGAGGAAAUACCAAACGUUUUUUAAACGGCAUGUUUGAGAUACCUCAAACUUGUAUGGUUUUUAAAGUGUUUUUUCCCCUCCAAUUUAUGCUUUGACCACAAAUGCAAGUAUUGGACGAAUGAACAGCAUUAUUUGGGUAUGCGUUAAGAGAAUAUGAACUUUUAAAAGUGAGAUUUUCACUGGGCAGUUACUUUAACUCCACCCAGCACAGCCGGAAGAGGACUGGCUAUCCCUCCGCUCUAGGUUUCUUCCUAGGUUCCCGCCUUUCUACAUCUGCAUUGCUUGCUGUUUCGGGCUUUAGGCUGGGUUUCUGAAUAAGCACUUGGUGACAUCGGCUUUCUAAAUGCAUUUGAUUGAUUGACUGAUUUAACUGUCUUGCCUAGUACUAGCUAACAAAGUGAACUAUAAGCCGGUCACCAAUCAAUGAGUUAUUUCACCACGUUAAAUGCACCAUUUGUGAGGUUUUACUGAUAAUUUUGAUAAACCAUUGUCAUUUAAGAGUGGGCUACUACUGUAUCUAAAAUAGUUUUGUACUGAUUUCAUACUUUAUUGUAAUUUUUUUUAAUAUAUUUGUGCAAUAGAAUUAUGUUUUCAAUGACAACCAAUAAGGCUAGCCAAUCAGGAGGACGAUGAACAAAAUAAAUUAUGUUUAAACAUAUAUAUUUUUAAUUUUAUCUGCAUAUAUGUACAUUCUAUUCACCGUUAAAUAAAUACCUAAAUAUUUCAAGUGUA
Molecule: messenger RNA, 1903 nt
Organism: Salmo salar (Atlantic salmon)
Lineage: Eukaryota; Metazoa; Chordata; Actinopteri; Salmoniformes; Salmonidae
Molecular function (GO): protein binding
Source: RefSeq, a predicted model, not a curated record